Messenger RNA from Helicoverpa armigera (cotton bollworm), 852 nucleotides. RefSeq lists its product as uncharacterized. NCBI's taxonomy places the organism in Eukaryota, Metazoa, Arthropoda, Insecta, Lepidoptera, Noctuidae. Bases 1 to 852 code for a protein of 283 amino acids. The record is from RefSeq and is a predicted model, not a curated record. The transcript has a single exon.
AUGCACACACCAAAUACGUCAUCGCUUGCACCAAACAGCACAAAUGAGCCUCUGUCGAACUGUACCUCCGACUCACCAGACCCCGGCAGCUUCUCCCAACUCACGUCGGAAAUAAAGCUCUUGCGCGACGAUGUCGGUGACCUUAAAUCCAAUAUUAAAAUGCUAACAGAUCUCUUGAUUCAAUGUAAUCAGCGAUUAGAACUAUCUGAGAAGAGAGUAACUGAGGCCGAAACCAAAAUUCAAUGCUUGGAGAAACAAGUUAACGAAAUACCGGUGCUAAAGGCCACAAUACAACAACUCAGCGAGCAAGUACAGUCUCACACUAAAACUAACCUGAAGAACCAAGUCGAGAUAAUUGGUAUCAAUGAAACUCCUAACGAAAAUCCCGUACAUACAAUACUUACAGUAGCUGUGAAGUUAGGUGUCGAUCUUCAAGACACUGACAUAGACUACGUAACUAGAUCUGGCCCUCGCUUCAACAAUAACUCCGAGAAAACUUCUAGUUCAGCCCAUGAUAACCAGCCGCGCCCCCUUGUUGUUAAAUUUCUCAGAAACAACAAACGAAACGAAUUUCUUCGCGCCGGGAAAACUAGACGCAACAUCUCCAGUGAAAAUCUGGAUAUACCAGGCCCACGCAGAACCAUAUACUUCAAUGAGCGGCUCACCAAAGAGGACAGGCAGUUAUUUCGUGCGGCCAGGCUACGUACCAAAGAUUGUGAGUACAAGUACUGCUGGAUUAAGAACGGAACGGUUAAUAUUCGCAAAAAGGAAGGGAACCCUGCUAUCGCUAUCAAGACCAUGGACGACCUGGAGCGCCACUGCCCCACUACAACAGCACAACUUAAUGGAUAA